This is a messenger RNA of Nycticebus coucang (slow loris), 1112 nucleotides long. RefSeq names its product complement factor D (gene CFD). NCBI's taxonomy places the organism in Eukaryota, Metazoa, Chordata, Mammalia, Primates, Lorisidae. Gene Ontology annotation, molecular function: serine-type endopeptidase activity. The record is from RefSeq and is a predicted model, not a curated record. The transcript has 5 exons. Gene Ontology annotation, biological process: proteolysis. The coding region runs from base 165 to 1049 and encodes 294 amino acids.
AGGGUCAGCAUAGGAUGAGACUCAUGGAGGCAGAAGGGACCCCCAGUGGCCUAUCCCCUGGUGCAAGUCUGGGAGAAGAUAACCCAUCCCUAAAAGGGUGGAAGCUAGGCAGGUUCCCCUUUCCCCAGCUGGACCACUGCCCACCAGGCAAAUAGGGCCUGAUCAUGGACCCCACCCCAUCCCCAAGGCCUAUGGGAGCCACCCACCCCCUCCACUCUCAUAAAAGCACCCCCAGGGCCCUGCUUGGUUCAGCAUUGAGAACACAACGGUUCAUGAUGCACAGUUCAGCAAGCUUGGUGGCUCUGGUUCUUCUAGGAGCAGCCAUGUGUGCACAGCCUCGUGGUCGCAUCCUGGGUGGUCGGGAGGCCGAGGCCCACGCGAGGCCCUACAUGGCAUCGGUACAGGUGAAUGGCCAGCAUCUGUGUGGCGGUGUCCUGGUGGCCGAGCAGUGGGUGCUGAGCGCAGCACACUGCCUGGAGGACACGGCCAAUGGGAAGGUGCAGGUGCUCCUGGGCGCCCACUCUCUGUCCCAGCCUGAGAUCUCCAAGCGCCUGUACGACGUGCGCCGCUCAGUGCCCCACCCGGACAGCCGGCCGGACACCAUCGACCAUGACCUCCUCCUGCUGCAGCUGUCUGAGAAGGCUGUCCUGGGGCCCGCCGUACGUCCCCUGCCCUGGCAACGCGUGGACCGCGAUGUAGCACCCGGCACCCUCUGCGACGUGGCCGGCUGGGGCGUGGUCAGCCACUCUGGCCGGCGGCCGGACCGCCUGCAGCACGUGCUCUUGCCAGUGCUGGACCGGGCCACCUGCAACCUGCGCACGUACCACGACAGCACCAUCACCGAGCGCAUGAUGUGCGCGGAAAGCAAUCGCCAGGACAGCUGCAAGGGUGACUCCGGGGGCCCGCUGGUGUGCCGGGGCGUGCUUGAGGGCGUUGUCACCUCGGGCUCAAGAGUCUGCGGCAAUCGCAAGAAGCCCGGGAUCUACACGCGCGUGGCGAGCUACGUGGCCUGGAUCGAUGGAGUCCUGGCCGAAGGCGCAGCGGCCUGAGGAGGGGUCCAGGGGAUCCGGUCACCUUGCGGGGCCCGAGCAAUAAAGUCAUUCAUUUUUGCA